This is a messenger RNA of Triplophysa dalaica, 1085 nucleotides long. RefSeq names its product C-type lectin domain family 4 member E. The record is from RefSeq and is a predicted model, not a curated record. Lineage: Eukaryota; Metazoa; Chordata; Actinopteri; Cypriniformes; Nemacheilidae. The transcript is spliced from 6 exons. The coding region runs from base 141 to 764 and encodes 207 amino acids.
UCGAUGUUAAUAUGUUAACGGUGUGAAUGUUACACAUAUUUAUAAUUGAACCUGCAGUGUUUCAUGGAAGGUUGAGAAAACCUUAUUAUUCUUAUUAUGCAGAUGUGUUAUAAUAAUCAGGCUAUAGGCUGACCACAGGAAUGCAGGCCAACAACCGUAUAGAUGAUGUAGAGGGAGAUCCUGACAGGGUGGAUCCCUUCUACCAACAAGGCAAAGUGGCUUGUGGUAUGUUUCUGGUUCUUCUAAUCUUGUCGUUCUUGGUAAUAGGAAUCGUAACAGGACUCAACUUCUCCAAGAAACCAAAGAGUGUUGAGAACAGAGGUCUUCUUUUUGAGGAAAAUACACCUGUUCCAUUUCAGCACAAAGGACCCUGCUCGGAUGGUUGGAUGACCUAUAGUAAUAGCUGCUAUUUGUUAGUAAAUGCUUAUGUGUCUUGGGAUUUAUCAAUGUCUUUAUGCCAUGAUCUUGGGGCGUACCUGAUGGUUGUAAACAGCAAAGAGGAGCUGGAGUUCAUAUCAACUGCUGUUCAAAUGAGCAGGGACUACUGGAUUGGUUUCAAGAGAGAUAAAAUGGUGGAAAAGACCUGGGUAACUGCAGACGAUAAUCAUUCAAGUUCACAUUUCUGGAAUGAAGAUCCUGGUGAUGAGGAGUCAUGCGUCUACUUAGAAGGAACUGACACUGUGCGUUCAAAGCAAUUGCAUGAUCCUGACUGUAAGAAAAAAAAGAAUUAUAUUUGUGAACACCAACUGAAGAAAAGUGUGUAACAGGAAAUAUUUCCCACAUGACAGUUGAAAUUGUAUGUGUUAUUUUAUGCUCUGUGUCUCCAAUUUUUACAUUCUAGCUAUUAAUAUUGUAGUAAUAUCAUUUGAUAUUAAUAUUUAAUUUAUCGUUAUAGAAGAGUGUUUAAGAAAAUGUUAAUUAUAAUUAAAGUGAGUACUGUUGUCAUAACCCCACUUCUUAGUUGUUACAUUGAAGGAAAAUGUGGACAUUUUAAAGCUUGUGCAUGCAUUUCUUAGGGUACUCAUGUGUUCAUAUUAUAUAAUAUAUUCUUUUAAAAUUAUGUAUUGUUUUGUUGGUUGAGUUAA